This is a messenger RNA of Porites evermanni, 2541 nucleotides long. The record is from the annotation of a GenBank genome assembly. NCBI's taxonomy places the organism in Eukaryota, Metazoa, Cnidaria, Anthozoa, Scleractinia, Poritidae.
AUGGAAGUUCCAAAAUCUUUUUGUCUCUGGUAUUCAUUUUUCAUACUUGCCGGAUGUGUUGUGAGGUUAACAAUCGCUCAUCAUCAAGGCAAAUGUGAGAUAAGUCGGGGCCGACAUCGAAUGGGGACAAACCAUGCCAUGCUGGGACACAGCUAUAAAAAUUUCACUUUGUCCCAAGCUUAUGACUGUCAUGUGAAAUGUUUCGAAGAGAAGUGCAGAUGUCGAGCGUACCAAAUAUGGCAAAAACGCUGUGAGCUAUUGGACGAAGAUAGGUUUUCCGCUCCCAAAGACUUCGUUAACGAUGCCGAGUACACCUACUUCGAUAUGAACCGGGAAUUUCCUAACUUGGUAAGACAAACGCUGAAAUUGUUGAUGAUUUUUACUUUAGUUUAAUUUCCAUCAGGAUGAUACCCUCUAAAAGACCAUCGACGAAGAAAGUUUGGACCGCAUUUUUGGUUGCAGGCUGGCGAGCCAGUUGAAGUGUUUGACUUUUAAAAAAAGGGAAAAGCCAUAAUUUCUUUGUAAACAAACCCUUUCAUCCACCUUCGAGCAAAGGUGAUUUCUAUCAUUAAAGUUGCAUUAAGAUCACCUGAAAGAGACAAGUAGAGGGGAAAAAUAUAUACAGGCUGAAAUUGUGGAGCACAACCAGAGGGAAAUGAAAAAGGGGGGACGGUAAUUUUUUCCUCGCCAGCUGGAAGCGUUUAUAAUUAAGAAACAAAAAGGGAGAAAAUUUCCAUCGAACUCAGUCGUGCCGUUUAAUCCUUUGAGUGUGCAGAUGAUUUCUUUUCUUAUUACGUAAGGUCUCUAUAGUAACUUAAUCUUCUAGACUGGAAUGUUUGCCCAAAAAUUCAGCUUUGACGCUUAAUAAAUAAAUGUAAAGUCUUUAAUCAUAGACUUCACAAGGUAACAAAAGCAAAUUAAGAGAAAAACAAAAUGGCCGACCCAAGAUGGCCGCCUUGUGCCAUUCAUAAGCCCCGUGCAAACGGACGCAACAUUGUUGGAUGUUACAUGUUGCGUCCGUUUGCACACCCUGUUGCAUGUUGUUGGAUGUUGUUGCGUGUUGUUGCGCAAAGUUUGAAACCGGUCAAACUUUUCACCUAACAAAAACUCCCAACAUUUCUUUUGUUCCGUGAUCGCCGAAGCGUGGCACAACAAUGUUGGAUCCAUUUGAACAGCCCAUAAGUCAGCUUGACUUAUGGGUUGUAUUCUUCCCACGAUGCACUUCAGGUCCCAACAUUGUUGGGAGUUGUUGCAUCCGUUUGCACACCACUGCCAACACGCACGCAACAACUCCGAACAUUGUUGGCGCAAGAAUAUUGGGAGUUGUUGCGUCCGUUUGCACGCAGCCAUAAAUCAAUUCUUUUGCUUGGCGACGUGCUAGUGUACUAAAAAAUAUUCCAUAAAAGUUGGCUUCCAUAUUAAGAUACGGCCACUAAAAUUACACAGAAUAAUAUACUGAUCAUUUCCAAUAUCAUGAAAUAACUUGUUAGAGUUAAUCGUGAUAAAAAUUUGAUAGUUCUAUAGAAGGAUGCUCAGGAAGCAAAACAAAAAAAAAACAAAAAAAAACUGCAAGUUGUGAAAUUCCAAAAACCCAGCUCCGGGUCUGAAUUAGGAUUAAAUUACGCUGUUAAGCUACUACCCUUUUAUCAUUCUCAGACUUGAAUUCUCAUCGUAUUUUUUUGCUAAUGAUAUAUCACAAUAAUUAUUAUCGAAAUUCGAAACUUGUUUUUUUAUCUUUAGAUCCCUAUCAACGCAAAAUCAAAGAAACUGUGCAUCAAUCAUUGCUGCAACCAAAAUCCAUGUGCUCAUGGAGGAACGUGCAUUGAAUUGUGUGGUGAUGCGAAAGUAAAGUUUAAUUGCACCUGUCCCACGGGAUAUUUUGGCAGAUUGUGUCAUAAACGAAGACCUACAUCUUGCAAGGAACAAUUAGAAAAUGACAGACGUAGCAGUUCUGCUGUUUAUGAACUGUUUGAUCCAACAACCAACUCAUUUUACCAAGUCUUUUGCGAUUUUAGGUCAGCUGAUGUCAUUAUCUGGACUCUGGUCGAGUCGUUUAGCUUCAGUUAUAAGUUGGAGUUCAGGAGUGAAACAUUUUUAAACAAUUACCCAGUAAAUCAACAAGCCUUCAAGUGGAAAAAGUUCCGUUUAUCCUGGUCGAGGAUGAAGGCCAUAGCAGACCACUCGACACAUGUGCGUGCAACAUGCAACUUUGACACAGAUGGUCUUAACUACACCGAUUAUUUACGAGCCAAGUUUAGCGAUAUUAACGUUAUGAAUUUCAGCAGUCACGGUUGCAAAAAAUUCGAGUACGUCAAUAUCAGAGGCCACGACUGCAUUAACUGCACUGCUUACUUUGGACAAAAUAAAUAUUGGCACGCUCAUAUUGAUUCCUAUCACGGAAUAGCGAAUUGCGAGCUAAAGAGCACUAAGGCUAGGUCCCACCCAGGAGGGGAGGAUAAUUUUGGUUGGUAUGAAACAGUUAAUCCUAUUCACAGAUGCACAAGAAACAACACUUCUACUACGCAGUGGUGGUUUGGUGAA